CAGACCCACGUGACGUGCGGUGGGAUACCGCCUCGGCAGCGCUGUAGCACACCGGAGAUGCCAAGAUGGCUGCAAGCAAUUAUUAUGGCUUCACACAUGGUGCUGCCGGUCCGCAAUACAGUGCCCAGCCUCCUCCGGCCUACUCCCACCCCUCCACGGCCAGCUACACGGUGCAGCAGGCCCCGGCGGUGGCCCACGCAGUGACCGCCUCCUACUCCGCAGCCCCGGUCCAGGCGGCCAGGCCGGUGGCCUCGGCCCCGUACUCCGCCUACCAGACCCACCAGGCUCCGCCCGACUAUGCGUACAGGCAGCCGGAGCCCCCCGUGCCCCCUCAGCCCGUGACCGCGCCGCAGACGUACCAGGUCUACACGGACACGGACAACUACACCUACGGGAGACCGCCACCAGUCACAAGCUACGAGACAAAGCCGCAGUACUACCAGACCAGUAUAGCCCCGGCCCAGAGGACGCCCGCCGAGAGCUACUACCAGACCAUCGCGGUGAAGAGCGGCUACAGCGCGGCCCCCACCACGGUGUACAGCCAGCCGCCGCCUCCCCAGAGGCAGGUGACGGCCCUGAAGCCCCUGGCCCCCGCCAGCGCCGUGUCCGCCAGCUACAACAUCUACCCGGUCUCCACCAGCGUGCAGCAGCCGCCCACCCCCAUCUCCUCCUACGCCCCGGGCUCCGUCUUCAGCUCGGCCGCGGCCGCCACCUCCUACUCUGGCCUCAGCUACUCCAGCUAUGAUUCCACAGGCUACACCUCCACGGCCACGCCCUCCUACUACCAGCCCCCCCAGCAGACCCUCUCGCAGCCCCCGCCGCUGCCCCAGCCGCCCCCCCUCCAGCAGCCCCCCAAGCAGCUGACCAGCGCCUCGUGGAGCAACGCGGGCAGCAACAUGGUGACGGCCCCGGCGGCCAACGCCUACAAGAAGCCCAUGUUCCACCAGAACAAGCUGCAGAAGCCCAAAGGGCCCCCCAAGCAACCGCAGCUGCACUACUGUGACAUCUGCAAGAUCAGCUGUGCUGGCCCUCAGACCUACAAGGAGCAUCUGGAGGGGCAGAAGCACAAGAAGAAGGAGGCCGCCCUGAAGUCCGGGGGCCAGACGGGGGCCCCCAACGGGCCCCGGGGGGUGCAGACCCAGCUACGCUGCGAGCUGUGCGACGUCUCCUGCACAGGGGUGGACGCCUACGCCGCUCAUAUACGCGGGGCCAAACACCAGAAGGUGGUGAAACUCCACACCAAGCUGGGCAAGCCAAUCCCCUCCACGGAGCCGGUGCUGGUGAACUCUGCUCCAGUGUAUACCACCACGUCGGCGGGGAAGUCCUCCACCGCCACCACCUCCGUGUCCGCCUCCACCCUCUCCUCCUCCUCCUCCUCCUCCUCAACGCCAUCGGCAGCAGCCACAGCGCCUGUAUCGGGAGCCAAGCCAGCUGCUGCGAGCGCCGCCGCCAAACCGACAGCCCCCCACGCAAAGAAGACGCCCACCCUCAGGAUCGCUGUUUCCAGUAAGGCCGCCCCGGCCCCCGCGGUAGCAGCGGCCCCCGCGGCCGCAGCGGCCCCCAAGGCAGAGGAACCCAAGCCCAAGGCGGCGGCGGCCAGGCCCAAGGACCCGCUGAGUGAGGACGACGACAGCGACCGAGCCGGAGGCCAGAGCGACGUCCAGCCAGUGGGACCAGACUAUGUGGAGGAGGUGUGCAACGACGAGGGCAAGGUGAUUCGCUUCCACUGUAAACUCUGUGAAUGCAGCUUUAACGACCCCAACGCUAAGGACAUGCACUUAAAGGGGAGAAGGCACCGGCUCCAAUACAAAAAGAAGGUGAACCCGGAGCUGCCGGUGGAGAUCAAGCCCAGCAACCGGGCCAGGAAGCUGCAGGAGGGCAAGCUGAGGAAGCAGAAGCAGAAGGCCGUGCUGAAGAGGCAGCGGGACGACGAGCAGCGCUGGCACCUGGAGAUGAGGCGUUAUGAGGAGGACAUGUACUGGAGGAGGAUGGAGGAGGAGCAGAUGUACUGGGGGGAGCAGAGGCGCAGGUUGACCCCGCCCCCUCUGAUGAGUCGUCCCGGUAUGCCUGUGCCGCCACUCCUGACGUGUGUGCGUCGGCCGGACUCUCCAGACGACCGGCACAUCAUGGCCAAGCACUCCACCAUCUACCCCGUGGAGGAGGAGCUUCAGGCCGUCCAGAGGAUCGUCUCCCACUCGGAGAGAGCCCUCAAGCUGGUGUCUGACUCCCUGCUGGAGAAGGAGGCCCCGGUGCCUGCACCCGCUCCGGAUCCCGCUCCCAGUCCAACUCCCGCUCCUGAGGAAGGAGAGGAGAAGAGUGCGGAGAGCCCUGGGCGGCUGCUCAAAGGGGUGAUGAGAGUGGGCAUCCUGGCCAAGGGCCUGCUGCUUCACGGGGACCGCAACGUGGAGCUCAUCCUGCUCACCGCCAAGAAGCCCACGGCGGCCCUGCUGCAGAGCAUCGUGGUCCAGCUGCCCAAGGAGCUAGCCACCUUUUCUGAACAUCAGUAUGAGGUGCAGGCUCACCCUGACGAGGCCAGCAUCGUGAUAUUUUCGAGCAAGGAGCCCAAAAUGCAGGUGACCAUAUCUCUCACCUCGCCGCUGAUGAGGGAGGACCCUGCCGCCGACCGGGACAAGCAGGCAGCCGGCGAGGCGGCGGAGAAAGGCGUGGCCGACAAGGACCCCGCGGACGUCCUCGACAGGAAGAGGUGCUUGGACUACCUGGCGGCCCUCCGCCACGCCAAGUGGUUCCAGGCCCGCGCCAACGGCCUGCAGUCCUGUGUGAUCAUCAUCAGGGUGCUGAGAGACCUCUGCCAGCGAGAGGCGACCUGGGGCGCCAUGCCCGCCUGGGCCAUGGAGCUGUUGGUGGAGAAGAUAAUCAGCAGUGCCCCCGGCCCCCUCAGCCCCGGGGAGGCCAUGCGCCGGGUGCUCGAGUGCGUCUCCACGGGCAUCCUGCAGCCAGGGGGCCCAGGGCUGCUCGACCCCUGUGAGAAGGAGCCCACCGACGCCUUGUCCAGUAUGACCAGGCAGGCCAGGGAAGAGAUUACCGCCAGCGCACAGCACGCACUGCGUCUGCUGGCCUUCCGUCAGAUCCACAAGGUGCUGGGCAUGGAGUCCCUCCCGGCGUCCAAGGCCAGCGCGCGCAACCGCAAGCGCCGGAGAGACGCCAGCGACGGCGGGGACGGCGACGGGGAGGGCGAGGGUAAAAAAGACAAAAAGGAGGAGGAGGCGGUCGCCCCCGACGACGACGACGCGUGACCCCGGGGGGGGGGCUGCCCGGGGACCCCUGGAGAGGCACUCGUAGAAUGUCGCAACUCUAACCUUCUUUCUUAUCUUAAACGACAACAGAAUAACCCUAAAACACAGGUAUACAUAUUAUAACAUAAUUAUAACGGAAACGUUUUUUUCCUUUUCCUUUUCUUUGUGUGCGUGUGUUUGUGCCCUUAAAGCGAGAGGAUAGGAGUGUGGUGGGAGGGAGGGAGGGGGGGUAGGGGAGGGAGGGAGGGAGUGAGGUGCCGGACCUGUACUGUGAUUUGCUCCUCGCGUGCGGUCGACGACUCCAGAAGUACUGUAUUGAAAACCACUGCUAACGUCGGGUCUCUGUCGAGAGGCUCCGGGGGAGCUCAUGAUUGCGUCAUUCCAUUUCUUGAAUCCCCGGCAUCGCAUCCCAGCCCCAGCUGCUGCAUUACGACGGGUGUACCAGCCACUGUUAACCUAGCCCUUAUAUUAAUAUAUUAUUUUUUAUUUCUUUAGCUAUUAGAGACUUAUUCUGUCUCGACGCCCAGACCACUUUCAUUUCUCAUUUGACCCUAAAACGAACAGCCUCUUUCAGCAUUGUUGUGAGACAUUCUAUACCGUUUAGAAGUUGACAAAAAGAUUGUUUAGGAAUUGUUUCUUGGAAACAUUAGUUUUUUGUCUUUUUUUUUUUUUUAUGACCCGAGAAGAAUCAGUGUGUGCAUCGGCUGCAUACUAUACUAUAAGGUGCCUAAUAUACAGGAAAUGACACGUUAACACGGAAAUCAGGGCAAAGUAAGGCAAGGUCGCUGCUCGUCGUCACGUUCAUCUCCAGAAGUCAAACGACAAAGGAUCUGCUGAGAUCCAGCCAAAGGCCGGUGUCAUACCCUCAGGCUAGCUCUCCAUACAGCUCCCCCCCCACCACCUCAGCAGCACCUCUGCGCGGCCAGUGUACCCUCAUGUACACGUGUUCCUCACUAACCCUGCUGGCCGUCUUAUCCAUCCAGCUAGUUCCUCUGCGGUUCUCCUGUAGGUCCUCAGAUUAAGCUCUCUGCCACCAUGGCAACACAGUGGAGCUCACCGGCGUUUGUUACGUUGCACGCAAAACUUUAUAACCUCAACCGCAACUUUUUUUUUUUUCAUUUGCCGCAAACACCAUGACUGAAGUUAACGUAGUUCCAUUUAUUAAAUAUUUACAAACUAAGCACCACCUCUCAACUGUCCACCCAUGAGCCGAAGAAUCCGCGUCAGACGGGUGUCACGUCUGCAGAUCGGAGGGGGACCGUUGAAGGUUUAAAAAUGCUGUUUGGUUCUGUGGUGUUGGAGUGGGGGCGGAUGUCUGGGUAGACGGUCUCACAGCAGACAAACUUCCUGGAUGGAGAGGCGAUACAUUAAUCAUUAGGGCCGGUUUAUUUGGAGCGCGUUCAACUGGCCUUUUUAGGUGUGUCAAACCUGCGGGAUCCAUUCUGUCGCACGCGCAAUCAAUUUGCGCAACCACACACAAAAGCUUUUGGUGAGGGACGAAAACGUCUCUGAUGGAGUCUUAUAUUGCACAGUUAAGCAUGCGGGGGCAAUGAAGCACUUAUGAAAGGACGAUGUUACUAUAUGUGGCCACGUUGGCAUCUUUUUACUGAAUCUAACAAUCUUAACUUUACACGGUGGUCCACAGUGGAGACACUUUAGGCAGAAGACAAACGUAUGACUGAAUCCAUCUACUGUAAUGUUCAACGGGUUAGUCGUUGUGGGCUUGUUUCCUUGUGCCUGAAUUUUGUUUUAGAGAUUAGAUUUUAAGUACUACAGGCCAAGACAUUUUUUAAUUAAGAAAGUUGUUAAUAUAUCAAUGCAAUAUUUUAAGGAUCUCAUUUCACAAUGUAAGUUGGGUGAAUUGCACAAGCCUUUUGACUGAUUUGUAUGAGUUUUAGGUCAUUUAUUUUCCUUUUCUCUGGAACAUUGUUCACCGGUUCAUUGAGGGUUGUCGUAAUGGAUUUUGUAUUGUUGAAGUGUGCUCGUUGCCAUUAUGUUAUUUGAAUGUCUUUGUAGUGCUACCUACAAUAAAGGAGAAAUAAAUACUUUUAAAUCAGA
Molecule: messenger RNA, 5312 nt
Organism: Gadus morhua (Atlantic cod)
Lineage: Eukaryota; Metazoa; Chordata; Actinopteri; Gadiformes; Gadidae
Gene: zfr2
Product: zinc finger RNA binding protein 2
Exons: 19
Coding region: 66-3254 (1062 amino acids)
Cellular component (GO): precatalytic spliceosome
Molecular function (GO): zinc ion binding; double-stranded RNA binding; single-stranded RNA binding
Source: RefSeq, a predicted model, not a curated record